CAUCCGCUAAUCUCCAUAACUAUAUAUAUAAAUAUGGUCUCUUUAUGGUUAAUUGAUGUUUUCAGCAGUAUACAUCAUCUCUUUACAAAAGCUUAUUAAGAGUGAAUCAAAACAUUGAGUACCAAUUAUUCAAGUUAUAUCGGGUACAUACUACAUACAUAUUGAUUAUAUUGAUUGAUUGUAAUAAAAAUGAAGGGGAAAGGUGCAAGAUUUGUGAAGCAGAUAAUAUCUAUGGUAAGGUGCGUAAGUAGAGCGAAAUGCAUGGCGAUAAGGAACAAAACGGACGCCAUGAAAGCGCAGUUUAUGGUGACAGCAUUAACAGUUUUGUCAAAGAAGAACAACUUGAUCUCUAUUGGAGCGAUCUCCGACAAGAUUAAUGAUGCAAUAGAUGGUCUUCUCAUGAAAUCCAAUCGCGACAACAACGGUAAUAAAGAAGAUGUUGAGGCGGAGCAAGUGAGCAGCAGCAAAGCCAUUGUUCUAUACACUAACAAUAACAAAGCGGUGGUCGGGGGCGAAAUGGGAAAUAUUCAUAUUCACGAUGAUGAAUUUGUUAUUGAUGAGGAUAAGUAUCCGGACCUAAGGCAUUCGUUAUUCGACGAGGAGGAGGAAGAGGAGCUUGCUCAGCUAUUGGAUGAUCCGAGUUCGUCCAUAUCGGCUAUAGAUAUUGUGAAGAAUUCAAAGGAGAACAGAGAUCACGGUUUCAAUCUUGAAGAAGAAAUCGAUGAGGUGGCGGAUUUAUUCAUUAGCAAAUUCCACAAGAACAUGCGCCUUCAGAAGCUCCUUUCGUUCAAGAGGCAACACCAAGACCAGAUGAUGAUGGCCGAUAAAUAAUGUGCUUGACGGUCAUCCUCUCUCUCUCUCUCUCUCUAUAUAUAUAUUACUCCGAUCCAUUAUUACUCGAUCGUAUUAUUGCAGUUUAAUUUCCUUUUAUUUCUUCUUGUAUUUUGCCGGAGCUAAGGCGCAUGUGUAAGUUCCCACAAUAAUGGCAUCUAGUACGAAGAUGUAGUACUUUUGUCAUAUAAGUCAUUGUUUUACAACAUUUUUGACAAUUCGGAAAAUAAGUCUUUGAA
This is a messenger RNA of Erythranthe guttata (spotted monkey flower), 1070 nucleotides long. RefSeq lists its product as hypothetical. The record is from RefSeq and is a predicted model, not a curated record. Lineage: Eukaryota; Viridiplantae; Streptophyta; Magnoliopsida; Lamiales; Phrymaceae.